Vollenhovia emeryi is the source of this 3208-nucleotide messenger RNA. RefSeq names its product cryptochrome-1-like (gene Cry2). NCBI's taxonomy places the organism in Eukaryota, Metazoa, Arthropoda, Insecta, Hymenoptera, Formicidae. The coding region runs from base 865 to 2574 and encodes 569 amino acids. Gene Ontology annotation, cellular component: cytoplasm; nucleus. The record is from RefSeq and is a predicted model, not a curated record. The transcript is spliced from 11 exons. Gene Ontology annotation, molecular function: FAD binding; DNA binding. Gene Ontology annotation, biological process: negative regulation of DNA-templated transcription; circadian regulation of gene expression; entrainment of circadian clock by photoperiod.
AACGUGACCGCGGCACCACGUGACGCGCGCGGCCAAUUGGAUCUCCCGCGGAUCGGCGGUCACGUUGCACUCGGCGUGGCUCGUUCACCCCCGCACGCUCCUGCACGCUGCCCCCUCGUCCAUCGGCCCCCUGCGACUAUUCGCACUUCGCAUAUGCGAUCGGCUGUUAGCGCGGCGCGGUGCGGUUUCUCGGUCCCGCGACUUCGCUCGUCCGUCGAGAUAAGAGGCGGAAGGAAAGAAGAAACGAGGGGUGGAGCGGUGGAGAAAGAAGCCGAGACGCGUCGCGGGUUUGGCGAACGCGCGCGAUCGUCGCGGCCGCGAGUGCGAGUGCGCGUUUCGCGCGAACAGUGGAUCGUCGUCAUCGCGCACGACGUUCGAUUCCGGAAUAUUAGGAGGCUAAUUAGCGCGCGGUCGAGCCCGCGAGUGAAUCGUUGAAUCGGUAAUUCAAAUUAGGGACUAGACUCGAGAGUCUCCUAUGCCGAUCGCUGGCGGUGGACGCGCGAGUGAAACGCUGAAUUCGCGGCGGAGCCCGCGAGGAGAAAUGUGCGUCCGACGGUGCGAUCGGCGUGCGUCGCGGCUGACGAACUGACGUCUUGUUUCUCGACUCAAGCUCCCCGACCCGAUCGAUCGCCCGCUCGCUGAAUCUUGUAGGAACCGUAGGGCUUCGCCGCGGCCUCGCCGAGUGUUCAAGAAAUCAAGACGAUGCGCGCCUCGCGGCGAGGCUGCCACGCCGGCCGCGACGAGCUGCUGUCGUAGUGGUCCCUCGGGUUUCUGCGGGGGAUUCGUGGUGGGUCACGUUGUCUCGACUCUUCUAACCCGGCGCGCUUUCACCGGCCGCUUCAACGAAAGGUGUACUGAGGAAAGAUGACGGGAAGUAGUAACAACGAGAUGGGCCAGGGGGUGACCUCGGGAGUUCGAGGCGAUGGCGGGAAGCACACGGUUCACUGGUUCCGUAAGGGACUCCGGCUGCACGACAACCCCUCGCUGAAGGAGGGUCUCGCGGGGGCGUCCACUUUCCGGUGCGUCUUCGUCCUGGACCCCUGGUUCGCCGGAAGUACCAACGUCGGCAUCAAUAAAUGGAGAUUCCUGCUGCAAUGUUUGGAGGAUCUGGAUUGUUCCCUGAGGAAACUGAACUCCCGGCUGUUUGUGAUCCGGGGACAGCCGGCCGACGCACUCCCCAAGCUCUUCAAAGAAUGGGGCACGACGAACCUGACUUUCGAGGAGGACCCGGAGCCGUUUGGCCGCGUGCGAGAUCACAAUAUCUCGGCCCUCUGCAAGGAGCUCGGUAUCUCGGUGGUCCAGAGAGUUUCGCACACUCUUUACAGAUUGGACGAGAUCAUAGAGAGAAAUGGCGGAAAACCGCCGUUGACCUACCAUCAAUUUCAAAACGUCGUCGCCGGCAUGGACCCGCCGGAACCGCCGGUACCGACGGUGACUGCCGCCUGCAUCGGCAGCGCCUAUACGCCCCUAAAGAACGACCACGACGACCACUACGGAGUGCCCACCCUCGAAGAGCUCGGCUUCGAUACGGAAAAUCUGCUGCCGCCGGUGUGGGUCGGCGGCGAGAGCGAGGCCCUGGCUAGGCUCGAACGUCACCUCGAGAGGAAGGCAUGGGUGGCGAGCUUCGGCAGGCCGAAGAUGACACCGCAGUCCUUAUUACCGAGCCAGACCGGGCUCUCGCCCUACCUGCGAUUCGGCUGUCUCAGCACGCGGCUGUUCUACUAUCAGCUCACCGAUCUGUACAAAAAGAUAAAGAAAGCGGUGCCGCCGCUGUCGUUGCACGGGCAGCUUCUGUGGCGCGAGUUCUUUUACUGCGCCGCGACGAAGAAUCCGAAUUUCGAUCGGAUGCACGGCAAUCCGAUCUGCGUGCAAAUACCGUGGGACAGGAACGUGGAGGCGCUCGCAAAAUGGGCGAACGGUCAGACGGGAUUUCCGUGGAUUGAUGCGAUCAUGACGCAGCUGCGGGAAGAGGGUUGGAUACAUCACCUGGCCAGACACGCGGUGGCUUGCUUCCUGACCAGGGGCGACCUUUGGAUCUCAUGGGAGGAAGGAAUGAAGGUGUUCGACGAGCUUCUCUUAGACGCCGACUGGUCCGUCAAUGCCGGCAUGUGGAUGUGGCUGUCGUGCAGCUCGUUCUUCCAGCAGUUUUUCCAUUGCUACUGCCCCGUGCGAUUCGGCCGGAAAGCGGACCCGAACGGCGACUAUAUCAAGCGCUACCUACCGGUGCUGAAGAACUUCCCGACCAGGUACAUCCACGAGCCCUGGAACGCGCCGCUCAGCAUACAGCACGCCGCCAAGUGCAUCAUCGGCAAGGAGUACUCGUUGCCGAUGGUCAACCACAGCAAGAGCUCGCGCAUCAACAUCGAGCGGAUGAAGCAGGUGUACCAGCAACUGAACAAGUAUCGCGGUAACGGAACCUCGUUCAAGGGAGAGAACAUCGGCUUGCUGAACGCAUUGCUGGCACCGCCGGCAAAGGACAGCGACGAGGAGAAGAGGAAGCAGGACUCGUCGAAUCGGGAGAACGAGCAGAAAAUGGAGACCAUCAGCAGUCCCACGCAACAGCAACAGCAAUAGCAGCGGCAGAGGUAGUAGCGACAGUCGGUAUAGCGAUCUGGCUAAUUCGUUAACGUGAUAACGCUAUUCUUUUAUGGAUCUUAAAAGCGACAAAAUUCCAAACGAGUUCUACAUCUAAUCAUUUUUCUCGACUGGCCCUAACCAGCCCCGAACACCGGCUGUAAUGAUCGACAUAAUCGGUGCCUUUUUUAUCUCGAUUUACUCCUCAGUGUCAUCGGGUAUUAGUCGCCGCGUGUAGCAAAUUCUACAAGUCAUGUCGACGUAUUGAUAUUAGGUAUGUGUAAAAUUUUUAUACUUUUCGCGACUCCGAGCGACAGUUGUUGAAAGGUAGUGGAAAAUUCGAUAUCAAAUAUCCGCAGACCCGCGACGAGGGACCGCGCUAUUUUUUUAACAUUUGCGGAGAGUGCGAUAGGCGUUUUAGCGGCGGGCCGUCUUGGCGGGCGUGUUACUAGAGCGAAUCUAACGUUCGUUGAGACGAGAGAGUGUCCGUUAAUUCGUACUCCGUCACACAUGUUAUAUGUGCAACUUUAACAAUGCUUCCCGCGACGUAUCGAUUAACAACUGUACCGUCUAGAUUUUUUAUGGCUGUAAAACACGAUUGUAAAUAACGAAUAAAAACGUACGUUUCACAGGA